AUGUUGUUGAUGAAGUUUCUGCAAAAGUUGUCUGUUGAAGCAGAACUUGAAAAAGAAGUCGUAAAAACUAGAAGAGAACAGGAAAAUUCCAGCGGAACAAAGGAGAUGAACGAAGGACCCGAUUCUAAAAGAGAUUGUUUGGAUAUUGUACCUCUAUCUACAGUUGUUGUCUCCUGGGAAGACCGCUCAGAAAAGGAACCUGGUCUCACAAAAUCAUCUGCAAAGAAAAAUCCUGAAAGAAAAGAGAUAAACUCAUAUGAGGAUAUAGCUUUGGGAAAGUUCCUCAAGUGUAGAACUAAAAGUGCACAUUCAAAAGUACGUAAAAGCAAGGGUAAACCCACAUCCGCUCGAGAAAAAGGACCUCCUAUCACUAGACGAAGGGCCACAUCACAACUCUACUCUGCUCUUCAAGGUAAUAAGGAGAAGAGCACUAGAAGGAAUAGAAAGUUGGCAAAAGUAGUCAACUUGAGUCGUUUGAUAGAUGAAGAGAAAGUUGUGACUGUGUCUGAUAAAGAAGAAGAAGAAGAAGAGACAGAGGAGGAAGCUCCUCUAGAAAGAAACAAUUCAAAUGGAAAGAAGAGAUCUGUAAUUGAUGAAAAGAAAAAUGUGGGUAAGGUGGAAGCUGAGAAAGUCACUGAAAAAAUAGGAAAGGAAAAGGAAGUGACCCCCUCUCCUAAGAAGAGAAAGAGCCCAGUCAGUGGGGAAGUAGGUCCCUUUAAGAAAAGAAAAGUAAUCUCGACUGAAGGACCUGGUUCCAGCAAAAAGGGAAAAUCUAAAAGGGAUGAAGAAAACUUGAGACAAGAAAAUUUAAGAGGUCAAAAAGUGUUUCUUGGCGGAGUGUUUGAUCCAGAGGCAAUUGGGAACCAAGGAUUUGAUGAUUUAGUAGAGAUCUUGAGAGCUCAGAGUUGGGAUCAUCUUCUUGAAAGGCCUGCAUUAGUCACUGAGAAGGCAGUAGCGGAUUUCUUUGUGAAUCUGUAG
Lycium ferocissimum is the source of this 978-nucleotide messenger RNA. RefSeq lists its product as uncharacterized. NCBI's taxonomy places the organism in Eukaryota, Viridiplantae, Streptophyta, Magnoliopsida, Solanales, Solanaceae. The coding region runs from base 1 to 978 and encodes 325 amino acids. The transcript has a single exon. The record is from RefSeq and is a predicted model, not a curated record.